Molecule: messenger RNA, 2895 nt
Organism: Hermetia illucens (black soldier fly)
Lineage: Eukaryota; Metazoa; Arthropoda; Insecta; Diptera; Stratiomyidae
Exons: 3
Coding region: 1-2895 (964 amino acids)
Source: RefSeq, a predicted model, not a curated record
AUGCUUUGUUCAAAAUGCAAAGAUUUCUCUAUGCAUUUGCCAAAUUAUGACAGCUUCAUUUGUGAAUUUGGACAUGUCUUAUGCCGGUCAUGUAGUGCCGAAAGCCAGGACAAAAAUCGUUGCAGUAUUUGCAGUGGACGCAUAAUCCGACAAACUGAAUUAUAUCUGGAAGCUCAUCCCAAAACGGUGUUUCGAAACGUUGAACGUGAGCCAUGCAGUGAAGCUGCCAAUGUUAACAAUACAAGGACUGAAAAGUGUAGCCCGGAUUUGAUAUCCCUUAUGCCACGUCAUGAUGAAAUAAUAAUCACUGAUUCAGAGUUCACUUCAAAUGCAAUAUUAAAUAGCGCAGAUUACGCAUGCGACGGCAGCAGAAAUGAUAAUUCCAUGGCCCAUACACUCUCACUUGAUCCAAAUCUCGAUAGACUAAUGCAAAACAAAUCAAGUUACAUAAAUUGCAAAUCCCGGUGGGAGUUUGAACCUGACAAGCCAUUUGAAAUUGACACCGACUCAGAUUUAUCCGACUCGAACACAGUCAUUCAGCAUUUAACAGAAUUUCGUAAAGCAACUAAUUAUACACCCCCCGCUACGGUUACUGCUUACAAAGUUCGAAAUGCUGAAUCCUUUUACGAAGCUACAAUUAUCACUACAUCAAAAGAUCGAAUAUCUUCGAAAAUUUCAACCACGGUCCCUAGAAGCUAUACUCUGCCUUACCCGGCUCAUACCAUGGAUGCUAGGAAAGUCCAUGUUAGCACCACAACAGAAAAGGAUUCAAUUGUUCAACCCAAACAUCCUUUGAAAACGCAAAUGCCAGCAUAUGAAAACUCUGAGAAAAGACCUCAACGGAUCAUAGAAUUCAGUAACAGCUUCAGUGAAAAUAUUCGGGAAAAACUGAAAAACGAAGUAUAUUCGUCAUUCGAUGAAGGAAAGUUGAACCCUAAAAAUGAGUUCAUGAUUAAAGGCGUACAAGGGGACAUUCCCCCACAAAUAAGAUUUUACGACGCAACGGCAAGAGGCAAAGAUAAUUUCUUAUCAGAUACAAUAACGGCAGAGAUUGAAAAAGCGCUGAAAAAUUUGAAUUUGUUUCCAAGAAUCGUACAUGGAAGCGUACGUCGUGACGAGAUAGUGCGACAAUCUAAAUGUAUCUUGCGACAGAGAAUCUUGGAAGAGGUUUAUUCCCCUUUCGAAGAUAAGUCAGAAAGCAGUGCGACAGAUAAAACCUCCGACGAUAAAAAUCUGGAACAACCUGAUGAAAUUCAAACAGAAAAAGAUGAAAUACAAGCAGCUGAUCUACCAAUCACCGAAAGUAAUAACGACAAACAAGUCAACAAUACCAAACAAAUUGACGAUACCAUUAUGGACAAAGCACGGACGAUUGGAACGUCUACGGAAUCAUAUCCAAAACUCAAUACAGAUCCUUCCAUAGCUGCUGUAAGUAAGCCAAACGAUAAAGAUGCACAUUUCGCCGAAGAUGCAUACAUCCAAGAAGCGUCUGAAUUCGCUAUCCCUUCUCCAUUAGAAGAGAAUUCCAGCAAUGAGUUGAACUCUGAAGGAAGUUGGAGGACGUCCUACAAUAGUCCACUAAGUAGUACAGUUGAUACUCGUAAAUCAGUCAAGCUCAACACCCUGAUGAACCCUAUUCCUAUUCUCCCAAACUCUGAUCAUACUUUCCCCAUCAAGUCAGGGAUUUCUUUUGCAAAGGUCAGUGAGCCUCUAUACGAUAUUCCUGAAGUCAACUCAGACGGUGAGGAAUUUCCCGAAAAAGUGCAUGAGAAUACAGUUUACUACUGUCAAGUGGAGCAUACAUCGCAGAAAGAAAGCUCCCCAGAACAGUCAAGGAAUGGCAGACCGACAAGCAGACCAGUCGCUAUUCAAGUAGGCGAUUAUUUUGAAAGUCCUUCGACCAAUCUGGGAAACAUUAAGGAUAUCCGCGAUUUUAUCCGCUUCCUUCAGAAAGAGUAUUCAAACCUACGACUGAAAGAUCUCAAAAACAUUAUCAUGAACAUCCCUUCAGACGAAAAUACUAAAAAGAGCGUCGAUUUUAAAUUAAGUCGUCCAAAAGAUGAACCAAAUGAAACUUCACCAAUCCGCUUCAGAGUUGAAGAUGAAAUGAAAAUCCCACCACAAUCUCAACCCUCUCAGCAUUUAUUGAAGGAAAUAAACAUCACAGCCUCGAGGGCUCACUUUCAGUUACUCGCCGAUAUGUUCUCAAUUCUUCCCCAAUAUAAAACACUGCCUGCGACUGAUAACGAUAUCCAUACCCGCAAAAGAUCUUCAGAAAUUCCCAAGGCAGCUAAUCUGAAUAUCCCAAGGAGCCCGAUAAUAUGCCCAAUUUCAAGUUGCAGUAAAUUGGUAUUCGUAUCUGAAUUUUCAAAGCACAUAAAGAUUGAUCACGAACGAAUCCCUGUGGAAUGCAUGGCACCUAGCAUGCAUAAGAAUCUAUUUUUCGACCCCAAACUUGGCCACUAUGGCUUCAACAAAUGUCACGCUAUGUAUCUAGUAAUCGAUAGAAUUAAGGAUCUGGGCAGCAAAGACUACAAAGAUUAUCUGCCGGUCUUGUUAAUGUCGACGAAGAUCAGCUUAGCAGAUAUAUUGAGAUCAGAAGGGAAAUCUCGUAAAAGGGCCAUAAAGAACAGUGACAUUUGCUUGAUGAUCUGGUUGACUGGUCUCACCCUUCCGGAUCUGCCAAUCUAUUACACGUUGAUCGCUUGGUGCAGGAAAUGCAAGGUCCCUCGGUGUCAUAUCGCCCACUCUGGGCAGAUAUACCCAAUCCGGAAUAAGCAGGACUAUCGAUCGGUUUUCAAGAGCGGUCAAUUUUUGUUGUUAAGAUAUGAACAGUGGAUGCUACUAUCGAACAAUGGGAACGAUCUGAUGGAAUUACAAAUAGUUAUACAUUAA